Meloidogyne enterolobii is the source of this 291-nucleotide messenger RNA. The record is from the annotation of a GenBank genome assembly. Lineage: Eukaryota; Metazoa; Nematoda; Chromadorea; Rhabditida; Meloidogynidae.
AUGGUUGACAACAAAAUCACUCAACUUGGCACAGCACGACGUAUUGCGAAUAGCAACGAGGACCUAGAAGAGUACAAAGGAACGGACAAUGCUUGUGAUGUAAAGUUUGACGAUAAUGGGGAUAUCAUACUGAAUUACAACUCCGUUCGUGAGACUGGAUGUGCCAUCGAUCUUUUGCACCGAUAUUUUACUGGUAAGUUUGAAUUCAAAGCAAUUUUGAGUAACGACAACAACGAGAUUAAAGAAUGUCUUCAGCCAAUGUCCACAGAUGGAUUUAAUGCCAAUUUGUGA